Xiphophorus hellerii (green swordtail) is the source of this 3874-nucleotide messenger RNA. RefSeq names its product notch receptor, like (gene notchl). The record is from RefSeq and is a predicted model, not a curated record. Bases 391 to 2619 code for a protein of 742 amino acids. The transcript has 11 exons. Lineage: Eukaryota; Metazoa; Chordata; Actinopteri; Cyprinodontiformes; Poeciliidae. Gene Ontology annotation, molecular function: protein binding. Gene Ontology annotation, biological process: Notch signaling pathway; cell differentiation; multicellular organism development. Gene Ontology annotation, cellular component: membrane.
AGUAAAGGGGGUUCCACUUAAUAAUUGUACAUUAGUUUGUGUCACAUGCAAUGCCAAUUAAAUAUAUAAAAGUUUGUGAAUAUGACAAUACAAAACGAACUAAUUUCCGCAGAGAGAUGCUUUUACUUUCACUUUGACCAAUAAAAUGUUUUUUUGGUUUUUUUACUUUCGUUUUUAUCUACAUCUGUCUACAACACUGUUCAGCUUCAAAUGCGGCACCGGCCAGAAUGAUACGAACAAAACAAUUCAAACUCCCAUGAUGAAUAUCAUAAUUUACUUCAGACAAACCGUAAAUAUGCAAGCUACGCUGGGUCCAGUGAUCCAUGGGACCAGUGUCGCGAGAACAAUUGCAAGGAGAAGUUUGGAGAUGGGACAUGUAACAGAGAAUGCAUGGAGUCACGUUGCCUUCGAGACGGAUUUGACUGCCUGAAGAAUCGUGGUCACUGCAAUCCGGGACACACUCAGUACUGUCGAGCUUAUUAUGCCAGCAAUCGCUGUGACCAGGGCUGCAACAACGCUGCCUGUGGAUGGGAUGGAAGUGACUGCUUCAGAGAGCAGAGCCCUCUGUGGGCUAAAGGCACCUUGCUUCUUCACACCAAAAUCCCAAAACAAAAUCUCUCCCUUGCUGUCACUCCUCUACUCUGGACCCUCAGCGUCAUCCUGCAGUCACCCCUGAAACUGAGGGGAAACAUUUCCCUUGCAGCAAACUUGAACUUGUUUGAUAUUUACCCUCAGAAGUUUGCUGACAUGCUGGCUCACUCUUCACCAACAGAUUCUAAUGGUUCCCUCCUGUUCCUACAAGUCGACAACAGGCCUUGCUCCAGGUCACCUUCUACCUGUUUCCCGUACGCUACUGAAGCCGGCAGUUUCCUACAUGCCGUGAUAAUGACAAAGCCUUCAACGUUCCCAAUGCUGCAGGAGCUGCAAGUCAUUAUCGGCAUCAGAGGUGUCCAAGAGGAAAUAGGAACCAGAGAGGAACAAGUGGAAGUUGAAGAGCAAACCCCUGCCUGGAUUUGGGCUGUAGCUGCCAUUGCAGUUGGACUUCUGAUUUUGAUUCCUCUGGUGGUCUUUCUGGUGAUGAGGAAGAUGAGAUUGCAGCGAUCAGAGAACAACGGCACUGUUAGGGUGAGACAUCGGUCUAAAGUUGCUAACGAUGAUGACAGCAGCAAAUCCAAGGCCUGGAUGCAACACACACCACACCAAGAGCAACGAGUUCGAUAUAGCAGAGAGAAAGAUAAAAUUAGCCUUCGGAAGAAAAAGAAAUACAAGGAAGCAGAGAAAAAGAGGAGGAGGGAACCGUUAGGGGAGGAUGCCAUACGAAUGCGGCCUAUGAAAAGGGAUCAAGAGCCAGGAAGUGACACAGAUUUUACCCAAAGCUCAAUGGAGGACAUCAACAUAAUGUGCUCCAGGCGACUGGAGGACCCAUCCAUCUGUGACCACAGGACCGCGGACCAGAGACACUUUCGGCCUGGAGCUGCUCAAACCCGCAGGCCAAUACAACCUCCACCUAGAGGAUGGGAAAGGAAUGCCAUGCCUCCUCCUUUGCUCAGUCCCCCCCAGCAGUCAGCAGAGUGGUGUGGUCCCGAUGGAUCUGUGGUUCUGAUCCGAGCUGUGCGCAGUGGGCUGGACAGAGUGGUUCUGGAACUGUUGCAAGCUGGAGUUCCAGUAAACAACACAGAUCAUACUGGGAGAUCAGCCCUACACUGGGCAUGCUCAGUAAAUCACCUCUCCCUGGCAAGGACCCUCAUUCGCUAUGGAGCUGCUGUGGACCUUCAAGACAACAAGGGUGAGACAGCGCUCUUCCUCUCCUCCCUCCAUGGCUGUUAUGACACUUCCAGGCUUCUCCUGCUUCAUGGUGCCAACCUGGAGCUGCAUGACCGGAGGGGCCGUCGUCCAAUCGAUGUGGCCAGAGAGGCCAUGCACCAUCAGGUCCUGGAGCUCUUGCUGGCUCACCAGAUCCAGAGAGGGCCUGUUCCUGUUAACACGGCCAGCGAUGUGAUGUGGGAGGAGCGUGCUCUAAUGUACUCGCCCUGGGUCAGUUCUCAAGGUCUCCCUGGAAGAAGCGCCUCAUUCUCUGGGAUGAUAGCCCAUCGAGACAUGACCUCACCACCUCAGAAUGAUUGGUCAAUGGGCCGAAUGCAGUACCCACCGCCCCAGAACUGGAGACCCCAGCUCAAUCAAUCAGCCACGGCACUCGUGCCUCCAAGAGUCAUGGGUCGUUCCCCUCGGCCAAUCAGUACCUUACAGGAGGUGACAUCAGAAGACGAGGAUCGUGACAGGCAUCACGAAAACCCCCGAGCCACUACACCUCACUUCCUCUCUCCCCAGCCAGCCCCCCGGCAGCGCUCUUUCUCUUGUACCCAGCAUGCACUGCAGCGCCGCUCCAGCGCUCUCCAGCCUGAGCCGAAUUACCUCAUUGUGACAGACAGAACAGCCAAUGAGCCCAUUGAAAGGGUGGUGGUUUCACCCCCACCGACCACUGCCGCCCAACCAGAUCGCCAACCAGCGAUGAACGUUGAAAAUACCAGCAGAGUGAAUCAGGCCGCAGUGAGUUCAGUGAAUACUGAGCAGAAACCCAACACAAACAGCACCACUGACUCCACGCAAACAGUCUUGUAGGAAAGAGAAGCAGGCAGUGAAAUACAAGAGGACAGGACUCAAAUCAGCCAUGUGCAAGAUACACUGGUUGAGUCAAGAAAAUAAAAAAAAUCUCUUGGACAUCUUGUUAUUAAUCAGUGUUUAACAGCCAUGUUACUCCUCAGAGACAUUCUUUACCACUUUUUUCACUUUAGGCUGUUCCUACUAUGCAGGGAGACAUUGUUGUAAAUAUUUUUUGGGAUGAAUCCCACUUCCUUUCUAAAGUUUUUCUAUAUUUUUCUUCUAAGCAACUAGACUUCUUGUAAUCUUAUGAAAUGGUCAUAUUCCACAGUCUUCCGGUCUUUCUGUAGUUUUCCUUUGGAAAGAAGUUAAAAAGCAGUGAUGGUUGAAAGAAAAACCUUCAGGAAGACUGGAGAGGUAUUGAUAGAGAUCACAAGGAUAUGACUCCUUUAAAAGGGAAUUAUAAUACAAUGAGAAAUGGUUCAAGACUUUUGCACAAGAUUGUGGAUGUUGCAGCAGCUUGUGUUCUGAUUAUUGCAGAAUGUUCAAGGAAAAAUAAUUUUAGAUCUGUGUCUAAAAUCAGAAUAGACCUGAUAGCCUAUGUACAAUAAACCAAUUUCUUUUACAUUUUUAUGUGCAUUUCAUCAUAUUUAUUUAAUAUCAUUGCACUCAAAGCAAAUUAUUAACAUACAGUAUAUCAGAAACCAGUGUCUGUUGGCAUUUAUUUUGUCAGAUGUAAUGGGACACUGUUUUAAUAUUAAAAUUAGGUUUCGAUCUUUUCUUUUGCUAAAGCUUACAGUUUUAGCAGAGCUCUGCAGUUAUAUAUUUUUCCCAAUACUCUUUAUGAAUUAUUUGGAAUACUUGCUGGCAUUUACAUUGUGUUCUCAAUCUGUUUUUGUUUUGCACAGAAAUUCAAUUCCUAGUAAGGUAAUUCAGUUAUAUCUUAUUAAAUUGUUAAUUGAUGCAAUGAAACUGUUUCUAUUUAGAUUUGCAGUGCAGAUUCAAAGAUCUGUACUACUUAAAAUGAUCUGCAAAGCAAGUAACCCUAAAUACAGUGCCAAAGUGUACUUCUACUAUCAUGCCAGGUUUUUCUUUUUGAAUUGCACAUUCAUAUCAAAGGCACUAAAGGGAAACUAUAGAGUUUUAUUGAACUAGCUGCAUAUACUCCAUGUGCAUGACCUUAAACUAAUAGUUUGUACAUUCAGUCUUCUUGAGUUUACAUCUGACACUUGUUAUAGAGAAUGUGAUGAACUAUGAAUAAAAUUAAGUUGUUUUA